Molecule: messenger RNA, 4447 nt
Organism: Sinocyclocheilus anshuiensis
Lineage: Eukaryota; Metazoa; Chordata; Actinopteri; Cypriniformes; Cyprinidae
Product: cAMP-specific 3',5'-cyclic phosphodiesterase 4C-like
Exons: 16
Coding region: 330-2495 (721 amino acids)
Biological process (GO): signal transduction
Molecular function (GO): 3',5'-cyclic-nucleotide phosphodiesterase activity
Source: RefSeq, a predicted model, not a curated record
UAAGAGUGUUGUGAUUUCCCAAAGACUUUCAUCCAGGACUUGGUGCACUGUAGAGGCUAUGGUGAGCCUUUAUGCUGGUGAUAUAGUGGAUUUUUUUAAGUUUAUUUCAAGUUCCCAGAGUGCCCAGCUAAACUCUGUUGAAUUUUUGUUCAUCAAGAUUGUCUCAGCACAAUGUUUCUCAGCGGAUGGAGACACUGGGAACAUAGCAGACAUGAGAUGAGACGAGAAAUCUUCUGAGGUGUCUAAGACACAUCCUUGCUGUCCAAAAUCGGACACACUUUCCGAGUUUUAACUAUAGUAUUCAAAAGUUAGUGUAAUUCUCUCUCACAAUGAGUAAAGACCUUCGUUUCCCCAGGAAGGCAAUGCAGGUGAACUAUUCAACGCGGCGGCACUCAUGCAUUGGUUUUGAUGUUGACAAUGGGCUGUCGGUGGGCCGCAGUCCUCUGGAGUCCCAGGCCAGUCCAGGCUCCGGCCUUGUGCUGCAAGCCAAUUUCCCUCACAGUCAGCGGCGGGAGUCCUUCCUGUAUCGCUCCGAUUCUGACUUUGACCUUUCACCCAAGGCCAUGUCCCGAAACUCAUCCACGGCCAGCGAGCUGGAAGAGAGUUUGAAGCACUGGGAAGUCAACUGGCUAAAUCGACAUGGAGAAGACAUGAUAGUUACACCGUUUGCACAGGUCCUUGCCAGCUUGAGGACUGUACGGAGCAACUUUGCUGUUUUGACCCAUCAGCAAGACCGUGUCCCGAGCAAGAGGUCCACUGGAAGCAACCCACCAUCCAUGUGCAAGACAAGCCUACCAGAGGAGCCAUUUCAGAAGUUGGCAGUGGAGACUCUGGAUGAGCUGGACUGGUGUCUCGAACAGCUCGAGACUCUCAAGACACGUCACUCAGUCAGUGAGAUGGCAUCCAACAAGUUCAAAAGGAUGCUGAAUCGAGAACUAACCCAGCUGUCAGAGACUAGCAAGUCUGGAAACCAGGUCUCAGAGUUCAUCUCCAGCACCUUCUUGGAGAAGCAACAUGAUAUGGAGAUUAUGUCCCCACCGACCAAGGAGAAGGAGAAGAAAAAGUGGCCCAUGUCUCAGAUCAGUGGAGUGAAGAAACCCACACACAGCUCCAGUGUGGCAGCUUCCAGCAUCCCACGCUUUGGCAUCAGCACUGACCAGGAAGAUCUGCUGGCCAAGGAGUUAGAGGACUUUGACAAAUGGGGUGUGGAUAUUUUCAAGAUAUCUGAGUAUUCUGGCAACCAACCGCUAACGGUAGCAAUGUACACAAUCUUUCAGGAAAGAGACCUGUUGAAAUCCUUUAAAAUCCCUGUAGACACAUUCAUUACCUACAUGAUGGCAUUGGAGGAGAACUACCACGCAGAUGUAGCAUACCAUAAUAGCAUCCAUGCAGCUGACGUGGUCCAGUCCACCAAUGUCCUGCUGUCCACCCCUGCCCUGGAGGCUGUAUUCACCGACCUUGAGAUCUUGGCAGCAAUGUUUGCUAGUGCAAUACAUGACGUGGACCACCCUGGAGUGUCCAACCAGUUCCUCAUCAACACAAACUCAGAGUUGGCUCUCAUGUACAACGAUUCCUCUGUUCUGGAGAACCACCACCUGGCUGUUGGCUUCAAACUGCUGCAGGAAGAAAACUGUGACAUUUUCCAGAACCUGACCAAGAAACAGAGGCAGUCGCUGCGCAAAAUGGUCAUUGACAUGGUCCUAGCCACUGAUAUGUCAAAGCAUAUGAACCUGUUAGCGGAUCUCAAGACCAUGGUAGAGACCAAGAAGGUGACAAGUCUGGGCGUGCUGCUGUUAGACAACUACUCUGAUCGCAUUCAGGUUCUUCAGAACAUGGUGCAUUGUGCUGACCUGAGCAACCCAACAAAGCCCCUGGAGCUGUACCGUCAGUGGACGGAUCGCAUCAUGGUGGAGUUUUUUACUCAGGGGGACCGAGAGAGAGAUAAGGGUAUGGAGAUCAGCCCCAUGUGUGACAAACACAAUGCUUCCAUUGAGAAAUCACAGGUGGGCUUCAUUGACUACAUCGUGCACCCGCUAUGGGAGACCUGGGCAGAUCUGGUUCACCCUGAUGCCCAGGAGAUUCUCGAUAUGCUGGAGGACAACCGUGAGUGGUACCAGAGCAUGAUCCCUCACAGUCCCACCUCCACCCCUGAGGACAAGGGCAGUGUGGUCGGGAUGGGAGCGAUGGGUGGAAGUAUCGCCUCAGCAGGGGAGAAAUUCCAGUUCGAACUGACCUUAGAGGAGGAAGGGGAGUCUGACGUUGAGAGUCCCGUGGAGGAAGAGUUCACUUCCACCGUACAGGAUUACUCCAGGACAGAUCCAGAAGGCAAACAUCCAUCUUCGGCUCCCUGCACACAGCAAGCCAACCUGACUGCUCGCUCCCCUGGCUGCAGGACAAUGUCUUUUAAGAUGGGCGAGCCGCCAGACAGUGAAGAUGAAGAUAGAGAACUUGACCAAGAAGGGAAAAGCGUGUCUUGCCUGCGUCUGGGAACAUAACACUAGUGCACUUUUUCAUUUUGUUCUAUUUUAUUCUUUUGUACCUCUUCCUCACCACCUCCUUAUCCCUCUUCAUCCCAUUCUUAGCUUCCUCGGGCGGAGGCGAUGCAGUGCAGGAGAGCAAAGGAGAGGUAGGAAAGCUUCCAAGGGACGUUUUUUAUACAGUAGUCACCUUGCACUGGAGAAAGCUCCUACUCUACGGACUGUCAAAGCAUGAAGCUUUCUUAAAACAUUCUCGGUCUUGUGAGUUCGGGAUGCCAUUCAGCUUUACUGUCAAGCGUAAAACUGCCUAUGUGUUAUGGACUGAGAGGAAACGUCCUCAAGUGUCUUCCUGUGACAUCCCAGGUUUAAAGUUAACGAACAAGUGGAGCCGUCCGAACAUGAUUGAUAUACAGGACACUUUUUAUGUGAGACGUAUGUGCACUAAAAUGUUUUUUUUAAAAGAUGCACUGUUGACUUAAAGCUGGUCUAUUAUUAGCUGAACAAAAACAACCUAACCUUAACACACCAGAACAUCUCAGGAUUCAAAGAAACUUUCAUGUAGCAAACAGCUUGAGGGUACCCACAUAGUGACCGCCGUCUUCCUUGGAUCACUAUAAAAUCUGUAGACUGAAGUCGAGCCAUGAUUGUGAUCUUUUGUGUUUGUAUGUGACGCCACCUAGUGCUUAAUAGUGGAACUGGAUCAACGUUUAUAGGAUCUACCACUCCAGCCGAACACAGUGGCUCUGUAUUGUUGUUCCUUUGCACAGAUUAUAAUCAUCAGACUGUUUUAACUUAAAACCCUUCUCCCUUUAAUUUGUAGGAAUGCUGCUUUAAUUUAUGGCAUGCACAUGGUUUACAUAUGCUUCUCGUUUAUUUUUCGAUUCUGCUUCAUCCAAAGCAUGAGCGUAAGCAUUAUUACAUUGUAUGUCACAGUUUUAAAAUGGCUUGUUUCUGAUGUUCUAGGUAGCACUUUAGUAGAUGCCAAACGUUGCUCCAUCAGUAAGGGCUGGAGUCAUUAUUAACAUACAGAAGACUAGGAUUCGCCGUGAUCUGCAGGGUAACCAGCAUGUGUACGCACCCUGUAUGUAAGUUGGUCUCUGGAAGGCUGGGCUAGCUUGGAAAACCACAUUAGCUGUAUAGGAAGUGAUCGGGGUCCUUAAACCACAUGUGUAGUUUCUCUCUCUUUCUGUGCUGGUCACACUGAAAAAGAUGAGGUGUCUUAACGUCUUUACAGAUGUAUGAUGUCUAAACAAAAGUGAACAGUUUUGUUCUAAAACGAGAGCUGUGCGCUACAAGAUAACACGUAAAGCCAAAGUUAGUUUUCUGUGCCAGACCUUUAUUGUGUCCUUUGGUUUUUGGUGAUUGAUCAGUGCUCUGCUCUUCACAGGGACAUAGCCAAGGACAGUACAAGUGCCAAGCAAGCAUGAUCCAUGCUGUACUGUAAUUUCCAUUUUGCCACUGGCUAAUUUCCAUCAAUGACAUUUUCUACUGUCAGUAACGUACUGAUUUGAGCAUUUAGUUUUCUUUUAAUUCUUCAUUCAAAACUGUCGAUUUGUCAAGCUGAAAUUUUAUUUAAGAGUAUUCUUGAUUAAUAACAGGUUUCAAGUCUUUCUGACUCAGUGUGCUCAUUGUAAGUCAGAUUAUUUGUGUCCUUUUUAUACAAUGGUAUGAAUUUUAAUAUUGGAUACAGUGAAUUUAUGUAUGUAAAUGGAUUACAGUAAACGGGGCUUUUAAUUAGUGACUAUCUUAAUGUCUGUCUGCUCUUUAUAGCAAUGUUUUGUGUGGUGAGAGAAAUGCUGAGUGGCCAUGCAAAGUUUCAACUGACUGUAUCCACAUGGCACACCUCUGUUUGGUCUUUUUCUGUCGCAGAUCUGACAAUCCCAACAGUACUGUUUACCACUACAACGCUGUUACUAAUGAUGCUGUGAUUGUUUUCCUGUUCCCAAUACCAAUAAACUAAGAAAUAUUAG